AUUGUAUUUAGUCUCAUGCAAAACAAAAUUUACUUUUGGAUUACAUUUUACUUGGAAUCGCCGCACGCGCACUUACCGAAGCGCUUGCUGUCGGAAGAUUGAUCUGUAUAAUCAACAUAGUUGUACAGAAUUAGAAAAUUAUUAAAAUAUAGUAAUAUAAUUAUUAAAAUAUUUAAUUUUAUUAUAUUUAUGCAUACAUUUCUGACACAUAAUAGGAAUGCACAUCAACGAGGAAAGAACAUCUUAAUAAAUCUAUAAUUUUGAAGACAAAUGAUUUAAGGACUUCAUACAAUUUACAUAUGAUCGAUGUAUAUUUAAAACGGAACCUGAAUCCUGAGGCUGUCGUGACAAAUCAACCGCGAGGUUUUGGCAAGGAAGAAGAAAGUGAUGAUGAUGCUGUGACUGCUCAACCUCAAAGUGGUGUGUCGCAAAAUGCAUCCAAUGUACAGCAACCAAUAUUUGCUAUGCCUGCACCAGGAUCAGCUGCACCAACAUCAACGGCUAACGAAAGCACGAAUCUAAAUAGCGGCGGUGAACGUGUGAUUUAUACCACUGCGGCUGCCACAAAUCCAUUCAUAGGAGCCAAUGCACCUACAAGUGGCACCGGACCAACCAGAUGGUAGACUGAAUGCGUGGAAAACCUAUCAGGAAUAUAUUUAUGUUUAUAUUGCCGGAUCUCCACACUAGCUUAUUAAUAUAGAUUAUAAGUUGAUUGUCGUGAUAAAAUAGAUUGUGAUUAAUUUAACGUUAUUACCAUUUACUCUUUGUCUUUUUUUAUAUAUAAAGUAUUAUGUUAUGUAUCUGUAUUAUUUUAUAAAUCAUAAUUAUAGUAUAUUUAUUCAAAUAUGGUCUCAGUAUAGAUACAUAUUCUAUGUAAUUUACAAUAUGAUUGAUCUUCCGCUACAUACACUAUACUAUUUUAUAAUUUUCUUGUAUACGAAUAUGAAAGUGUACAUUAUAUUUAAUUGUCUUUAAUUCAUAAAAUAUUUGUUUCUUUGUGUAUGUAGCUAUAAUAAAAUUUUUAAAGAUUAGCAUAUAUAUGAGCGAGAGAUAGAAGAUAAGAUGAAGCUUUGAUAAGAAAUAUAGGUUCUUAUACCUAAAUAGUAAAAUGUGAAAUUAAUCAAUAUAGAAAAAGUUAGGCUUUCUCUUUUCUCUAGAAUAUUUGCACACAGAUUAUAGAUAUUUAAUUUGAGUAUCUAUUUUUACUUAGCUAAUUGAGUUAAUGUAACAUUUAAAUAUAAUUAUAUAAAAUAUAGAAAUUAUGAAU
Messenger RNA from Pogonomyrmex barbatus (red harvester ant), 1267 nucleotides. Its product is annotated as dnaJ homolog subfamily C member 5. The record is from RefSeq and is a predicted model, not a curated record. NCBI's taxonomy places the organism in Eukaryota, Metazoa, Arthropoda, Insecta, Hymenoptera, Formicidae. Gene Ontology annotation, cellular component: type Is terminal bouton. Gene Ontology annotation, biological process: regulation of neuromuscular synaptic transmission.